This is a messenger RNA of Dracunculus medinensis (Guinea worm), 1116 nucleotides long. NCBI's taxonomy places the organism in Eukaryota, Metazoa, Nematoda, Chromadorea, Rhabditida, Dracunculidae. The record is from the annotation of a GenBank genome assembly.
GAUUCAUCGAAGCUCAACAGAAGAACGAAUCCAUCCAAACGUUUUAAAUUGCCCGCUUCAGCUUUAAAUAAAUCACCUGAAGAAAUAUUUGAUGUGAUUGGGAAACUUGGUGAAGGAUCAUAUGGAUCGGUACAUAAAGCUAUACAUAAGCAGACAGGUCAUGUUUUAGCAGUCAAGAAAGUUCCAGUUGAUACAGAUUUGCAAGAAAUUAUUAAAGAAAUUAGUAUUAUGCAACAAUGUGAUAGUGAUUAUGUUGUGAAAUAUUACGGGUCAUAUUUUAAAAAUUCUGAGCUUUGGAUAGUAAUGGAAUAUUGUGGUGCAGGUUCUGUUUCUGAUAUAAUGAAAAUCCGUCGAAAAACACUAAGUGAAGGCGAAAUUGCUGUGGUUAUUCGCGAUGUAUUGGAAGGUCUUCGAUAUCUUCAUGAUCUUAAAAAAAUUCACCGAGAUAUAAAAGCUGGAAAUAUAUUGCUAAAUACCGAAGGCCAUGCAAAAUUAGCUGAUUUUGGAGUCGCUGGUCAAUUAACGGAUACAAUGGCCAAGAGAAAUACAGUUAUUGGUACGCCAUUUUGGAUGGCUCCAGAAGUGAUCCAAGAAAUAGGUUAUGACACCAAGGCUGAUAUAUGGUCUCUUGGUAUUACAGCUAUUGAAAUGGCUGAAGGAAAACCUCCUUAUGCUGAUAUACAUCCAAUGCGGGCAAUAUUCAUGAUUCCGACGAAACCGCCACCAAGUUUAAAAGUCCCAUCGGAUUGGUCUGAUGAUUUCAAUGAUUUCGUUUCACAGUGUUUAAUAAAAAAUCCAGAUGACCGAAAAUCAGCCAAGGAACUUAUGGAGCAUCCUUUUAAUACAAAUGCUGCAUCUUCAAGUUUACUGCAAAGAAUGAUCGAAGAAGCAAAAGUUAUGCAACAAGAAAGUGCUAAAGAAAAUGUUAGUUUCAAUGAGCUGAUUCGAAGGAGGAAUGGGUUAGAAGAAGAAAUGGAUAUGGAAUUACGAGAAUUGCAACUUCGAUAUCAAACGAAAAGACAACCAAUACUGGAUGCAAUCGCAGCAAAGAAGGCUCAUUUGGCAGAUUUUGAUUGUACUGGAGGCCAUUCGAAGCCUUUUAAUGCACCUUUUUAA